GGCGGAAGGGGCGGGCGCAGGGACAAGAUGGUGGCCACCAGGCGGGCCGGGGCACUUCGCCGGCAGCCGGGGGCGCCGGCCGCGGGGGGCAGCGGCAGCCCGGCCGGGGCCGGCGCCGGGGCCGAGCCCGAGCCCGGCGGCGCGGUGGAGAUGGCAGCUGCCAAACUUAGUACUCCUGUGUCUAUGAGGAUGACUAGGAGAAGAACGAAAUCAAUUCAUAAGCCAGAGGUAAUUCAGGAAUCUCAGUCUGAAGGGUUGGAACAUGCAGAAACCAAGUCAGAUGUCGGAGAUAGCUCAGAGAUGGAAGCGACUAGAAGUGAGAACACAACUGUCCAUUCAGCACAAUCAGUUGCUGAACCACAAGCUGAUGGGGAUGUGUCAGAAGCAGAAUCGAACUGCUCUGCUGUGUCUGGUCUUCAGACACCUUUGUUUGUAAGGGUGACGAGACGACGACAAAUUGUAGUUCCUUAUCAGCCGGAUUCUCCUGACAAAAAAAGACAUGACAAGACAGCUUUUCUGAAUAAGUUAAACAGGAUUCUGGAUGAAGAUGAUGUUUCCGAAGCUGAGUCUUGCUCCUCUGCUGUUUCUGGUGUUACUAGAACUAGAAGAAGCAGGCAAAGCAAAAAGAAAUUGCAGCCAGAUACAGUUCAUGAAGCCCAGAGUGAAGAUAUUUCUGAUGCAGACUCGUGCUGCUUAAGUUCCCAUAUGGAACCAUCCGUCACUAACAGACGAGUUACUAGGAGCAUGCAAAUCAAAUCACAAGCACAAAAUACUAAGCAGACUGAGAAAGGAAACAGAAUUGUUUCAGAAGAUGAGAAUUUAAUUGAGGACGCCGUUAAAUCUGAGCCAGUAAUCAUUUCUGAUUCUAGACCUGCUGCAGAAGUUGUUUCUGACACAGAAGAUGCUUCCCCUGUCACCGAGGGUAAUGAAGAACCCAAUUCACCUAAAAGCAAAUCUGCCAAUACAACCCAGAGUGGAGACGUGAAAGAAGAGUCUUUGAAUGAUGUGACACCCAGCAGUCUUACAGAAAUGAAACAAAGUGACACCGAAUUGCACGAGAAAAGGGCAAUUAAAAAUACACAGUCUGUUGGGGUUGAUGAUUCAGAGGAAGCACGUGGCCAAAUACGAGAAGAACACAGUAAAAUCGUUGUGAGGGUGGAAAAGUUAGAGCACAUGGAUUUGUCCGAGUGCAUGAGUCCCAAACAAUUUUUAGAAUUCCAGGGGCAAAUAACACUAAAUAAAGGUAAAAAAAAACCAGAAUGCGAAAGAGCGGAUGCUGAGGCAGACCCACAGCAGCCUCUCAUCCAUGCUGAUAACUUAGGAAAGGGUGAGCAAGCUAAUGAAGUGAGGAGCCCGGGAAAGGAUGAAGCUGUUGCACAGAGAACCGACAGUGUUAGCGGGUGCGGGAUGCUUGAAAUCGGUGUGGACAGUGCUGAAGAUCAAGCAGGAGAAGAUGCUGAACCUGUAGCUCACUGCAGUGGAAUUUCAAGCAGUGGAAACAAUUCUCUUGCGUUGUUUCUGGCCGAAGAUGAAAGUGGUGAAUCUGAAGAUAGUGAUGUGGCAGACAUAAAUACAACUGAAGAGAAUCUGUAUUAUAAAGAGGUAUAUAAGGGGCCUCCUUCCCCCAGCAAAUCUUUAGAAACCAGUUCACUGCAUGCUGAAGGGCUUUUCGUAAUUGAUACCAAGCCUGGCAUAAGUUCCGACCAAAAGUAUUACCUAGAUCAGAUAGACCAAGUUAGUGAUGCUGGAAGUAAGCAUGAAGGAAGUGAAAAAGGUGAAGAAUUGUCAGAUCUGGAAAAGGCUGAAGAGGAAUUCAUAGAUGAAGAUGAGAAAGAUGAAGAUGAUUUGUUGAAAAAUAAGACUGAUGUUUUACAUCUUUCCAGCAGCAUAGACCCUGGUUUGAAUAUCAAGAAGCUUGGAGGUUUAUAUAUUAGUUUUGAUGCUGAAAACCAGAAGCCUAAAUCAAGUGUAAUUAAACAACUGAAGGAGAAAAAGAAGGACCAGCUCUUGCAGAAGAGUGUAAUAACUCCAGAUUUUGAAAAAAAGGAAUGUGUCCCACCCUACAGGGAAUCACUUCGCCAGCUGAAGAAACAGCGCAGGGCAGAGCGAGAGAAGACCACAGGUGACGGUUGGUUUGGUAUGAAAGCCCCAGAAAUCACAGCUGAACUGAAGAAUGAUCUGAAAGUUUUGAAGAUGAGAGCUUCGCUGGACCCGAAGCAUUUCUAUAAGAAGAAUGAUAGAGAUGGUCUACCCAAGUACUUCCAGGUUGGAACUGUGGUUGAUUCUCCCAUAGACUUUUACCAUAGUCGAAUCCCUAAGAAACAAAGGAAGAGAACAAUUGUUGAAGAGCUGCUGGCAGAUUCUGAGUUCAGGAGAUAUAAUAAAAAGAAGUAUCAGGAGAUCAUGAGUGAAAAAGCAGCUUUUGCAGCAGGGAAGAGGAAUCGGAAAAAGAAGAAAUUUCACAAUUAAGACUUCAAGAAAAAUAAAAAAGGUGGAACAACUUCUUGUUAUAAAACUUUUUACAGAAUGCUUUGGUUGUGGUGGUUUUUUCUUUUUGAAGAUUGCAAAUUGAGAGGGAAUUUCUUGCAGUGAGAAUGUUUUGUAGGGAGCUUUAUCCAAUUAUCACGUAUCUAAAUUGAAAUUACUUUAGAUUUAAAAAUCUAAGUAUUUUUUUACUUAAUGUUUAUGUGAAAAAGAUAAUGAUAUGAAAGCAUAUUGUUAAAUCUGAGCACAAAAUCCAACUGCAUGGAUUGUGGUCUUGUCAGCCUUCAGUCUUUACAUCAGUGAAUUGGUAUAUUCAGUUUAAAAUCAUGUCCAUAAUUCACCUUGGCACCCAUUACAUGCCAGAACAGAUUUUUCCAUGUCUUGUCAGAGGUGCUGCUGGCCAAUUCUGUCAUAGGAAAUAUGGACAAAUAGUUUGGUUGUGAAGGGUUUAUUUUAACACUGACCGUAACAGGAUUGAGAAUGUCCUGGAAUUCGGCAUAUACACAUAUGCUUUCUUUCAAAUACAGAGAGAUACGUAAUUUAUAAAUAAAUACAGGCAAGUAAUAAAGAAUAUAUAAAUUAUAGAUUGUUUAAUGAAUAAAACAACAUAAAUAUGUGAUAUAUAAAAUUUUGACACUGUCAUAUGUUGCUUUUAUAAGUUUUGGCCAUUUAAUGAUUGUCUAAUGAUCUUUCAGAAAAUAACUUGGCGGGGGGGUCCGUUGUCUGGGCUGUGGUGUGCAGGUUGUGGUCUGGUAGCUGACUCGGAGUAGUUCUUCAGGUAAAUGAACAGAGUGAGCUUGAAGGCUUCUGCUGCUGUUACAGAACCAGAGAUGGCUCAUUUCCCCUUUAGUGACAGUUCAUAACCUUUGUGAUUGUUGGAACUCUUGUGGCAUUUGGUUGGUUUCCAAUGACCUGGUUAUUACAUUGCUGUUACAAUUAGUGUAACUCGGUUACUGCCCUCAGGUAACAGAAAAGAUGCAUAAUAGAAGAAAUAAAACUGUCGCUACGUUGUCUUAGGUGCACUGGGUGAGAAAGGUUUAGAAGUGAUUAUUGGAGGACCGGUGAUAUUGAAUGUGUUCUUAUCAUAUGAACAUGGAAUUUUACAGGUUGCAGAUCUUAAGCAAGAAAUAUGCUCUUGAGCAGUGUUUAACCAUGACAGUGUAUACUACUGAGAAGUGGUGGUUUUUGUAAGGAUUAGCUAUUUGUGCUGGAAAUAGCUAAACUGAAAUGAGCACCAUGGUAUGUAUUGAUCACCAAUUGAGGCUUGAAAGAAGUUUUCCACUGAUCGUUAGGGGGUUUUUUAUAUUCUUCUGAAGUUGAUCAUAAUGUUUCGCUGCCAGAGACAGAUGGGAUUCUAGAUUCCUUAAGAAGUCUUGACUGCCUGGAGAUGAAUGGUGUGCAAAGUAAAGUGAAUUCCUUGAGAAGUAUCAAACGCAUGCAAGUAGAACCACCUAUCCCCAAGUCCCAGCUAACAUGCUAUAUAGAUGCUAUUCUAGUGCAAUGACAUGUAUGCUAGUAUCUCGAUUCUCUGUAAAUGAUCAAAAGCCAAUAAAAACAACUCUGGUGUCUUGUUCUGUGGAUGAGA
Molecule: messenger RNA, 4069 nt
Organism: Strigops habroptila (Kakapo)
Lineage: Eukaryota; Metazoa; Chordata; Aves; Psittaciformes; Psittacidae
Gene: DNTTIP2
Product: deoxynucleotidyltransferase terminal interacting protein 2
Exons: 7
Coding region: 28-2469 (813 amino acids)
Biological process (GO): RNA processing
Cellular component (GO): nucleolus
Molecular function (GO): RNA binding
Source: RefSeq, a predicted model, not a curated record